CACUGGCAUGUUCUGGAUAAUCUGGUGUGUGUGAGCUGCAACACAGCUGAUGGUGACGCACAGUGUCUGUAGGAGGAGAACACACUCACACACAGUUAUAAUAACAGACCUAAGAACACACACGGUCACUUAAUAACGACGAAGAACCUGUGAAACCGAGCUCAUUCGUGUGUAAUCGUCGGUUAAUGUCAGCAGGUCCGCCCCUCCGUCACCCAGCGCAUUCCAUCGGUGUUAUUCUGUCCUAUUUACAGUCACUGACACGGACAGAGCCGCCAGUCCUCCCUGCUGGACACUUCUAAAAAAGGCAGGACACAGUGAGGACGAGGAGGACGAGAAGACAUGGUGGAUUAUUAUGAUGUUCUGGGAGUGCCACGCGGUGCCUCUCAAGAUGAAAUAAAAAAAGCUUACAGGAAACUGGCCUUGCAGUGGCACCCAGACAAGAAUCCAGACAACAAGGAGGAGGCCGAGAGAAAAUUUAAGGAGAUCGCAGAAGCCUAUGAAGUUUUAUCAGACAGAAGCAAACGAGAAGCUUAUGACACUUAUGGAAAAAGUAGAAUUCCUAACUCUGGCUCAGGCGGUGGUUCCUUUUCCGACGACUUUCCAGGAUUCACCUUCACAUUCCGCAGCCCAGAGGAGGUGUUUCGGGAAUUCUUCGGAGGCCAGGAUCCAUUUGCUGACUUUUUUGAUGAUUUCCCAUUCGGAGGUUUGCACAGCGGGAUGCACAACCACCAUGAGUUUGGUCACCAUGGCUUCUCAAGACUCGGGCCCAGCAGGUUCUUCUCCUUCCCCUCAGCAAAUGUUGACUUCACCUCUUUCUCCUCUUCCUCAAUGGGAGGCAGCGGAGGAGGAAAUUUUAAGUCCGUCUCCACUUCCACACGGCUCGUCAAUGGAAAACGCACCACAACGAAAAAGAUCAAAGAAAACGGGCAGGAGAGAACCGAGAUCGAGGAGGACGGGGUCCUGAAGACUGUCCUCAUUAAUGGUGUAGAAGAUGAGAUGGCUCUGGCUCUGGAGCUCAGCCGCAGAGAGCAGUCCAGCCAGACACAACAGCUCCCGUUCAGUUCUGUCCACUCCGAUCUCACCAACCACCGCACCCCAACCAACCCCCAGCGCUCCUUCAGCUCUGCCCCGUUCCUUCACUGCCCGGAAAGCAGUGAAGACGAGGUGGACGAAGACCUGCAGAUGGCACUAGCCUACAGCCUGUCCGAGUUAGAGACCUGUCCGGCUACCUCCGCCCAGGAUGAAAUCUCAGGUGCCAGGGAAGGGCGGGGCAAAAAGCAGAAAGGGAAAGAAUCCAGUCAUGAGCCAGAAUCAGGGAGGAACAGAACAGAGGAAUUAGCACACAUCACUCAUACAUCACAAGAUCAGAGAGAAACAGGGAAAUCUGAACAGAGUAGGGAGGGAGGAAAACCUGUUGCUAAUGGCAGCGCUGUGCUGAAAAACAAAAGAAAGUGUCGGUGUGUGGUGUGUUAAGUGAGCUGCAUGAUGUUCCCAGUGUUAAUCUUUUCUACAGCUGCUAUUCUGAUCCUUAAUCUAUUUCUAAGUUUUGUGUGGUGUGGUGUGGUGUUUCAGAGAACGAACUAGUCGUACUACAACUACUUCUUUGUUUACUUUAGGAUGGUUUGUCUGAUUUUUAAUACAGAAUUAAGUUCACCUAAGGUUUUAAGGAUUUGCUUACAA
Messenger RNA from Trichomycterus rosablanca, 1680 nucleotides. It is a transcript of the gene dnajb2, whose product is annotated as DnaJ heat shock protein family (Hsp40) member B2. Gene Ontology annotation, molecular function: Hsp70 protein binding. The transcript is spliced from 9 exons. NCBI's taxonomy places the organism in Eukaryota, Metazoa, Chordata, Actinopteri, Siluriformes, Trichomycteridae. The coding region runs from base 340 to 1473 and encodes 377 amino acids. The record is from RefSeq and is a predicted model, not a curated record.